AUGAGAACUUCUAAAAAUACUUCUCAUUUGAAGGCUGAAGCACUUCUCGCCGGUGAAAUUCAGGCUGUUCGGCAAUACCAUAACUACCAAGACCUUCCAUACCCUGAGCCAAAAUGCACAGUGCUGCUUGGGCCGACUUUGUACACGUAAUAUAUGACGUUGAAUCGAGUGCACGAAGUGAGCGCCCUAUGUCGAGGAGAUCUGAAAGGAGUCCUUCGAGAAGAGCAGGAAGACGAAGGUCGUAGGGUAGGUAUAGUGGUCAGAAGAAGUGUAUCGCAGCCUUCUGGAGCUAUCAAGCCGUCCUUUGAGGAAGGCGAGUCAAAACUACAGGCGACCGAAACACCCAAAGAAGGUUCUAGAGCCGAAGCGGCUGGAGAACCGAUAAUAUACACCAAGCCAGCAGGAAAUUCAAAUAUACAAUUUAAUGUAGAACCCGAUGCAUCGAUUUCUGUUAAUGUUCUUGGUGAACGUGCUCGUGCAGGUGGAGGCGAGGGUGAAUAUUUCACAGCAAGCAGUUCAACUAGUGAUUCGGAUACUAUUCUUGCCGGAACGGAUAACUCUUCUACCUUGCGUGCUUCACAGAUAUAA
Strongylus vulgaris is the source of this 588-nucleotide messenger RNA. NCBI's taxonomy places the organism in Eukaryota, Metazoa, Nematoda, Chromadorea, Rhabditida, Strongylidae. The record is from the annotation of a GenBank genome assembly.